Messenger RNA from Dipodomys ordii (Ord's kangaroo rat), 1619 nucleotides. RefSeq names its product stearoyl-CoA desaturase 5 (gene Scd5). The transcript has 5 exons. The record is from RefSeq and is a predicted model, not a curated record. The coding region runs from base 1 to 996 and encodes 331 amino acids. Gene Ontology annotation, biological process: lipid metabolic process. Gene Ontology annotation, molecular function: oxidoreductase activity, acting on paired donors, with oxidation of a pair of donors resulting in the reduction of molecular oxygen to two molecules of water. Lineage: Eukaryota; Metazoa; Chordata; Mammalia; Rodentia; Heteromyidae.
AUGCCAGCCCCGGCCACCGACGCGGGGCAGGUUCCCUUCUGCGAGGCCAAGGAGGAGACCCGUGCCGGGCUCGAGGGCUCGGCGGGCGGCGCUGACCCCCCGGGGCGGCGGGGCGCGCGCGGAAGGCGGCUGCACAUCGUCUGGAGGAACGUGGUCCUGAUGAGCCUGCUCCACUUGGGGGCCGCCUACUCCCUGGUGCUCAUCCCCAAAGCCAAGCCGCUCACUCUGCUCUGGGCUUACUUCUGCUUCCUCCUGACUGCUCUGGGCGUGACAGCUGGAGCCCAUCGCCUGUGGAGCCACAGGUCCUACAAGGCCAAGCUGCCCCUGAGGAUAUUUCUGGCUGCUGCCAACUCCAUGGCUUUCCAGAAUGACAUCUUUGAGUGGGCGAGGGACCACCGCGCCCACCACAAGUACUCAGAGACAGACGCUGACCCCCACAACGCCCGCCGAGGCUUCUUCUUCUCCCACAUCGGGUGGCUGUUGGUGCGCAAGCAUCCAGAUGUCAUCGAGAAGGGACGGAACCUUGACGUCACGGACCUGCUGGCGGACCCUGUGGUCCAGUUCCAGAGAAAGUACUAUAAGACCAGCGUGGUGCUCAUGUGCUUUGUGGUCCCUGCCCUCGUGCCCUGGUAUAUCUGGGGAGAGAGUCUGUGGAAUUCCUACUUCUUGGCUUCCAUUCUCCGCUACACCAUCGCCCUCAAUGGCACAUGGCUCGUCAACAGUGCAGCCCACAUGUACGGGAACCGGCCCUAUGACAGGCAUAUCAGCCCUCGGCAGAACCCACUGGUGGCCCUGGGCGCCAUUGGGGAAGGAUUUCACAACUACCAUCACACCUUUCCCUUUGACUACUCUGCUAGUGAAUUUGGCUUAAAUUUCAACCCAACCACCUGGUUCAUUGACUUCAUGUGCUUGCUGGGGCUGGCCACUGACCGCAAACGGGCCACCAAGUCAAUGAUUGAGGCCCGGAAAGCCAAGACUGGAGAUGGCAGUGCCUGAAGUGGGACCAGCUGUUCAACAAGUCUGACUGACCUUGAUGCUCACCCAUGUCUUUGUUACUGUAGAUCUCUGGCGAGUUGGGUGGUAGAGGGGAUGGAAUCCAUGUGGUUUGGGAAUUCUUGAUUUGUCUCAAAUAGUGUCAGCUACAACUAGGUUAAUAUUAGUACUAUGAUUUAACAUCAGUGUGACUUAAUCUCUAUAGUAAUCUUUGUCAAAUUCACAUUAUUCUGUGCUUACAUGUGAUGUUAACCCAGACAGGAUGAUCCACAAGAGCAUUGCUUUUAUUUUCUGUGCAUUAAUCCAACAUUGCUUUUAAACACACUGAGGAGCAGAGAGGGAGAGUAGAAGACAAAAGAGGGCUUUUGGAGUAACUUGGGAAUGUUCUUGUUUUACAACUACUGUGUGGAUGGGGUUUUUGUUUGAGAGAAUCUAUGCAGGUACUGAUAGUUCACGCCUGUAAUCCUAUUUACUCAGGAGGCUCAGAUUUGAAGAUCAGAAUUCAAACCCAGCCUGGGCAGUAUAGUCCAAAAGACUCUUUUCUCCAAUUAACUAGCAAAGAGCCCGAAGUGUAUCUGUGGCCCAAGUAAAUGGUAGAGCACUGGCCUUGAGCAAAAAAGCUAAGG